AUGCCGCGACAAAAAUUCGCAAUCGCAGAUUUAACGUGCCCGGUAUUACGGAAGUUGCUGCGUGACCGGGAGUUGAGAUCGGCCGGGCGAAAACCGGAUUUAGUGAAGCGGCUGAUCGACAGUGAAGGUAGCGAUGAAAUCGAAUUGUCCGACAACGAAAUCGAGGACAAUGACGACGACCUUCGACAGACGGUUUCCGCUUUGGUGGAAAAUGUGGCGUCAAUAAUGGCGGCCAUUAAAAAUGGCCAAGUCGGUGUACCACCCGUACCACCUGUUCCACCCGUUCCAUCAGCUGUCCUACCCCAGGACGACGAUGCUAUGGCCGAAGCCCAUCAUCAACGCACACCAUUCAAUAUUACCGCACCGACUCAUUCAACGGCUUUCGGCGAUAUCGAACCGACACUACGACGGCGCAACGAGACGAUGACGUCAACUCGUCAACCGACCGCGGAAUACGUAUUUCAACCACGAGAUGUUAUCGGGAUUCUACCAACAUUUGACCCGCUCGACGAUGUGUCCCCAUCAGCCGAACAAUGCAUCGACCGAAUUGAAAAAUUGGCUCAGGUAUAUCACUGGGAGGAAUACCUCGUUCUGUUUGCCGCUCAGGCUAAGUUGAAAGGCCCGGCUAAACGAUGGAUUGACGGAUUGCAAACGAUGUUUGCAACGUGGGAAGAAUUCUCCAUAGCGCUAAUUGCAGAUUUCCCCAGUCGAUUUACGACAGAAGAUAUGCGACAGCGGCUCGAUAGCAGCCGUCGCGCACACAACGAAACAACCGAAGAAUAUUUUUUCCGCGUCUGCGCAAUGGGACGACGGGCGAAGCUUGACGACGAAACGAUCGUGUAUUACAUACGACGAGGGCUUUGUAUGAAACCAUUACAAACUGCCAUAGCCACGAUGCAUUUCAACACGCCGAGCGAAAUGCUAGUGGCCAUGCGACAAUUUGUAGCGAACGAUCCGGGAACGAACGAUAGUUCCAAUAGCGUUCGGGGUGAACGAACGAAUAUACUCCGAUCGCUGCCGCUGCUAAAUGCUGCAAAUCAAAACUCGAGGCUAUGUUACAAUUGUUUCGAAAGAGGGCAUUUGUCGUUGAACUGUCCGAAGCCGCAACGAAGACCACGAUGCGUGAAAUGCAAUAGAACUGGCCAUGCCCAGAAUGACUGCCCGACAGCCGCGCGAACAGAAGUCAACCGCCGAGAGACAAUAAAUCGUAUAGCACAACACACAGACAACAAAUUGCUAACGAAGACAGUGGAAAUAGGCGACCACAGGUUCGGUGGAGCUGUAUACCUUUGCAAUAAGAAAAUAAUUGCAAUAAUCAGAAUUGACGACGUGAUACUGGAGGGAGUUUUGUAUAUCGUGGACGACGAGCAGAUGGAUAAGCCGAUACUCAUUGGAACCGAUAUUCUACUGCAAGAAGGUAGGUGCUGCACAAUUCGUGGUCGUGAAUUUAAAAUGACAUCGGAAUUCGAGAACAUACGAACCGGACCAAUAUCAUCAUUCGAUAAAGAACAACUGUUUGAAGUAUUGGAAAAAUGGCAUAAGUGUUUUUCUACUAAUUUAUCAACGAUCGGUCGUUCAAAUUCCACCGAAAUGGAAAUCCGUGUUACAACUAGCAAACCAGUCAGUCGACAGCCUUACAAGGUUCCGUUCCCGAAGCGAUUGAAAGUGGAAGAAAUGAUCGACGAGCUACUGAAAGCUGGAAUAAUUCGACCGAGCGAGUCGGAAUAUUCAUCUCCGGUCAUACUGGUCGCGAAAUCAGAUGGUACAGACCGACUUUGUAUCGAUUAUCGAGCAUUAAACGCGAUUACAGUGAAGGAACCAUUCCCAGUGUGGAAGAGAUAUUACCAAAUCCCGAUUGCCGAAUCAUCGAAAAAGUAUACGGCUUUCGCCACUCAUAUAGGCCAAUAUGAAUUCAACGUAGCUCCAUUUGGAUUGACCAACGCUCCAUUCAAAUUCCAAAGAGAAAUCCGAAAAAUCACAUCGAGAAUGAAACGACGAGUAGUAUCUUAUGUUGACGAAAUCAUCAUACCGAGCAAAAAUAUCAAAGAAGGCUUGGAAGCGUUGGAUGAGUUCUUAGGAAUAUUAGCGGAAAUCGGUAUGACAUUAAAUAUAAAGAAAUGUACAUUUUUAGCGACCGAAGUAUCCUUUUUGGGACAUCGAAUCACUAAGGAAGGUCUUCUACCCGGUGAAGUGAAAACCGAUGCAAUCCAGAAAUUCCCAACACCUAGUAAUCGAACCGAGGUUCGACGGUUUCUUGGACUAACUAGUUUCUUUCGACGAUUUGUUCAAGGAUAUGCUCAGAUAGCUUUACCGUUAACUCGAUUGCUGAAAACGAAGGAUGCGGAACCAUUUACAUGGACAUUUCUUGAACAGGAAGCAUUCGAUACCUUACGAAGAGCUCUUUAUCAUCCACUACGAGAUCUACGAGGUUAA
Molecule: messenger RNA, 2433 nt
Organism: Hermetia illucens (black soldier fly)
Lineage: Eukaryota; Metazoa; Arthropoda; Insecta; Diptera; Stratiomyidae
Exons: 3
Coding region: 1-2433 (810 amino acids)
Molecular function (GO): nucleic acid binding; zinc ion binding
Source: RefSeq, a predicted model, not a curated record